AUGUCUCCACAGCCCACACUCGUCUUCCCAAAUUCUACUUCCCCACCGCUUUUCCUCUGUAACUCCCACAAGCUUUACCAACCAACCCAGAAAAAUUUCGUUCAAAUCCCGACACUUACCAAAAGGGCCUCUUCCACUCUCUUAUCCUUACCUCAUUCUGUCCAAAGCGGCACCGUUGACGGAAAGGAUUACCAUGAUGAGACCAUCAUUGGGGAUUGCCUUGUUUUCGAGGAUGGUAUUUUUGACGACCCUUCCCUCCAAAAUGAACCUCUAAAACCCCAGAAGAACAACCAUCCUAGCCGGAGAAAUGUUUCAGCUGAAGUGGUGCCUGAGAAUUUGAUUCCUGAAAAAUGGGUGGAGGUGCAGAGGGCAAUUAAUAUUACUAAGAAAGAUAGGCGUAAACUUGCUCACGAGUUGGAAUUCGGGCGGACUGUGGAGAAGAGGAGGGCGAGUUUACGGCCCAUAGGAAGUGUGAAUGCGGUGGAUUUUGUGAAGUAUAGGGAUGAGAGACUGAAGCAGUUGAAACCCAUUGUGCUGGACAAACCAGAAUUUGUCGAGGUUGGAAAAGCUGAGGAGAGUGAUAAGGAUGUGGCAGGAAAUGUGCAGGGGAGCUCUGGUGGGAGCAGUUCCAGUGCUAGGGUGAAACCAAGAAAUCCUAGGUUAGCGGUUUACGGUGGAGGAUUAGAGGAUAUCUCGGAGUUCUUCAAUAGUGGCAAUUACGAUCCAAAUGCUGCUAAAACUACUGAAGGUCCUCGUAAGUUAUUUAGCAAGGAAGAAAAGCUUUUGUUGAAUAAGCGGAUUCCUGACGUGGCAACUGCUACCUCUGGAAAAUGGCAACCUUUACAUACUCUGGUUGCAUCUGGAGAAUUUUAUCUCGUCAAUGCUCUGUUGAAGCACAAUGUGGACAUAAAUGUUGCUGACAAGGAUGGGUUGACUGCAAUUCACAGAGCGAUACUUGGCAAGAAGCAGGCUAUUUUCAACUAUCUCUUGAGGGAGUCCAUAAAUCCAUUUGUGCGUGACAAAGAAGGGGCUACAUUGAUCCAUUAUGCUGUUCGAACAGCAUCGAGUCAGAUGAUAAAGAUCCUUCUCCUGUAUAACGUUGACAUAAAUCUCCAGGAUGAUGAUGGCUGGACACCACUACACUUAGCUGUUCAAUCUCGCAGAACCGACAUCGUGCGGCUUUUGUUAAUCAAAGGUGCUGACAAGAGCUUAAGGAACAAGGAUGGUUUAACCCCUCUUGAACUUUGCCUUCAUUUUGGUAGAGAUACAAGGACUUACGAGCUAAUCAAACUAUUGAAGCAGCUUCCAAAAAACCCAUCUGGUGGAUAA
Messenger RNA from Oldenlandia corymbosa var. corymbosa, 1329 nucleotides. NCBI's taxonomy places the organism in Eukaryota, Viridiplantae, Streptophyta, Magnoliopsida, Gentianales, Rubiaceae. The record is from the annotation of a GenBank genome assembly.